This is a messenger RNA of Aplysia californica (California sea hare), 2653 nucleotides long. Its product is annotated as proline-rich protein 11. The record is from RefSeq and is a predicted model, not a curated record. Bases 444 to 1085 code for a protein of 213 amino acids. NCBI's taxonomy places the organism in Eukaryota, Metazoa, Mollusca, Gastropoda, Aplysiida, Aplysiidae. The transcript is spliced from 6 exons.
CAUGAUUCGACUAUUGGUAAUUUUAAAGCCUUGUCUCUUACACUGUACCAAAACCAGUCCCACUUGAUGGAAUUUUGCUCUUUCUAACAUAAUAUGAUGUUAUAACGUUGGGCAUCCCUUAUUGGGCUUUGUAACAACUUUCUAGUUGCUUUCUGUCAUUUGGAUUUGUGACAACAUAUUUCCCCAAUGACUACUACAAGAACAAAAGGAAAUGAAGAAAGUGGUAUACAGUAGUCUCUGCCACAGAUCCCUGUGCUUCGGAGCAAGGUAAGUGCGGGAUCGUGGGCCAAUGUGGUACUUCAGAGAAGUAUUUUAGUGUUGACUUUUGUGUAGUUAUAAUUUUGCUUUCUUGAAACAGCGGGAUCAUAAGUGAACCGAGAUUGUAAGUGGUGGAUCUUAUCCAAAGACAAUUGUGUACUGACAUCUUUUCUUUUCUCCAUUUCAUGUUCAGGUUGUUGAGCAGCUCCAAGUCGGACUCUGAGGCUCAUUCUCACGGGCCAGCGGUGUCCGAGGUUUCGUCUUUUGUCAGCGAGAAGGCAAGAGGCAAAGAGUAUGCCCCUCCUGAUAUGCUCGUAUCCAGCGCGGCUGCACCAGCCCCACCUCCUCCUCCUCCUCCUCCUCCUCCUCCUCCCCCACCCCCACCCCCACCCUAUUUUAUGCCUGUGAUUCGAAGAUUGAAGACAGAUGUUCAGACAAAGGAUCAGGUCAUGAAGAAAAUGAGGGCGGUCGGCGGGACUCUGUUGCCUGAGAUCACUGUUGAGGCUCUGAGGAGCGUGAAGCUCAAGAGGACAGGCGGCCCCGACCUGAGGUCAAGAAUCAACGAGGACGGAAACCUCUCUGCCAAGCCGCUUGCGCCCAGCAAUCAGCCUGUAGUCACUCUGGCAGCGCUACAGCGUGUGUCGCUGAGGAAAACAUCGCACGUCGUCAAGAGUCAUGGUGACUGCGUUGAAGAUGACGUGAGUCGGAAGGAGAAGGAGAACUCUGGUGACAGUACCAUGAUCGACAUCCGCAAAGUUCUCAAACGAACAACCCUACAAAGGAGUCCUGGAGGUACUCCCAUGACAAGCAAGAGGACCAGAUGUUAGUCCGGACAGGGGUACAAGGGAACAAAUGCUUCAUUGUCAUAGAUUUCUGACCCAAGCCUAAUGGAGCAUCCCAGCCUUUAUAGACUGGACGAAACGGACAACUGGACUCCCAAACUGGCCGUACCGAUGACGCACAGAGGUAUUGCUUACCUGUCUGCUGGACGUACAAACGACACAGAGACAUCGAUUACCGGUCUACUGGCAGUAGGAGUUAUACAGAGACAUGGCUUACCGGUCUACUGGCAGUAGGAGUGAUACAGAGACACUGCUUACUGGUCUACUGGCUGUAGGAGUGAUACAGAGACAUCGCUUACUGGUCUACUGGCAGUAGAAGUGAUACAGAGACACCUAUCAGCUGUCUGCUGGUAGUAGGAGUGAUACAGAGACAUCGCUUACCGGUCUACUGGUAGUAGGAGUGAUACAGAGACAUCUAUCUGUCUGCCGGCAGAAGAAGUGAUACAGAGACAUCUAUUAGCUGUCUGCUGGCAGUAGGAGUGAUACAGAGACAUCGCUUACUGGUCUACUGGCAGUAGGAGUGAUACAGAGACAUCGCUUACUGGUCUACUGGCAGUAGGAGUGAUACAGAGACAUCGCUUACCGGUUUACUGGCAGUAGGAGUGAUACAGAGACAUCUAUCUGUCUGCUGGCAGUAGGAGUGAUACAGAGACAUCUAUUAGCUGUCUGCUGGCAGAAGUGAUUCUAAGACAUCUAUUAUUAGCUGUCUACUGGCAGCAAGUGUGAUGCAAUAGGGAUAUUUAUGAGCUGUGUACUGGCGGUAGGAGCUAUUCAAAGACAUCUAUUACCUGUCUGCUGGAAAUAAGAGUGAUAAAGAGACAUCUAUUAGCUGUCUGCUGGCAGGAGUGAUUCAAAGACAUCUAUUACAUAGCUGUCUACUGGCUUAGGAGUAAUUCAGAGACAACUAUUAGCUGUCUACUGGCUUUAGGAGUGAUUCAAAGACAUCUGUUAGCUGUGUACAGGCAGCAGGGGUGAUUCAAAGACAUCUAUUAGCUGUGUACAGGCAGUAGGGGUGAUUCAAAGACAUCUAUUAGCUGUGUACAGGCAGUAGGAGUGAUUCAAAGACAUCUAUUAGCUGUGUACAGGCAGUAGGAGUGAUUCAAAGACAUCUAUUAGCUGUGUACAGGCAGUAGGGGUGAUUCAAAGACAUCUAUUAGCUGCCUACUGUCAAUAGGAGUGAAACAGAGACAUCUAUUAGCUGUGUACUGGCAGUAGGAGUGAUACAGAGAUAUCAUUUACAGGUCUAUUGAUCGUACAAGCGACACACAAAGAAUCACAUCCCGUCUUGGUCUAGAACUAGGUUUCAGUGUUGAUUCACUUCUUUCCAAUGGAUGUUGGUCUGCGCAUCUGUGGAUGUGGGCGUUGUUGUAGAUGAUAUUGAUACCCCUCUCUGAGCAGAAGGCUGGAAGUUGCCACUUGCGGGUCCCGCUUUUUGUCUUUCACUCUGUGUUUUGUUCUGUUUAUUUAUUUUGUCUGUCCCUUGCCAUAAAUUACGAUUAUUUAUUGUGCCAAUGUGUUUUUCUUUGCUUUAAUAAAUUUCAUGUGUAUUUGAA